GCUCCAGAACUGCGGUUAAGAGAAAAUCAAGCAGAGCAGAUCCCUGGCUUUAAUUAAGAUCCAGAGAAUAACCCCUCUUGUGCUGAAGGCAAAGGGCAUUCUCCACGAGGACAAGUCCGACAAGACGAACUUUUCCUUUUCCCUUCACCUGGUCCUUGUGCUUAGAAAAUAAUUUUACCUCACAACUUCCCCCAUCCUCGACCUCUCCCGACUUCCACCCUCUCACUCCUGGUUAUCCUUUCCUCAUCGUCAGUUUUUUUUAUGUCACAACCUUCUUGCCCGCCGGUUCUCUAACUGUCACUUGCACGUCCCCGUUCCUCAGCCGCCAGCCGCGCGUUUCCAGCGUCUGAAUCAUCGCUCCAACCCCGCCGGGGCAGAAAUUCCUUUUUUUUUGGCCAGUCGGUCCUAAGCGUAUUGUUUGUCGCGGCCGGGGUCUUGGUCUCGUCUGAUCUGAGCAAAGCACACCCGAGUCACCCCUCUUUUUUCAUUUAUAAUAGACUCUGAUCACACCAUCCAACCCCGUAAGUCUGGGGAAUCUACCAAGCUCUCUUGCGAAGGGGGGAUAAACGGGCAAAAGCAUCCAAACCGUCAACAGCAUAUCCCCCCCUCAUUAGCAUCAGAUGGUUUCUAUGGUCGAGGCCUCCAUUUUGAACCAUAAUGACAUGGCCAUGGACCAGGUCGCCCCCAAGUCAGAACCCCUAAACGAAGGCUCGAUCAGUUCAGCCGUCUCAACGCCAGACCCCGAGGGUGAGGUCUUGACGCAAGAUGUCGCCCAGACACAGAAGCGGAAGGGUGGCAGGAAACCUAUCUAUGCGACCUCGGAAGAGCGUAAGCAGCGCAAUCGCCAGGCCCAGGCGGCCUUUCGUGAGCGUCGCACAGAGUACAUCCGCCAGCUCGAGUCCACCAUCAAGCGCAAUGAAGAGUCCCUGCAGACCUUGCAGCAGAAUCAUCGCACCGCUGCAGAUGAAUGCUUGAUGCUGCGUUACAAGAAUUCUCUUCUCGAGCGCAUCCUUCUUGAAAAAGGAAUCGAUGUUCAAGCUGAACUACGCUUGAAAGCGGGAACGCCCAAUGGCCCGGGGAAACCUAGUCCUAUAACUACUAAAGCUCCAUCCCUGCAACAAGCUGCAAUUAGCCGAAGCUCGGCCCAACGACACCCUAGCGGCCUCGCCCCCAAGGAGCCUUUCAGUGUUCCCCAGUCGCGCGAUGGUGGCUUCGGUAUCCCGUCGCCCCAGUUUCAGGCUACGCCUCCCUCCCAUGUCUCCUCACCAUCGCACGCCAAGUCACCCAACUACGGGUUCCAGGGAGCUUUGUCGCCUGCCGGUGUCGAUCCUCAAGCACAGCGGUCCCAAAUGCUCACUCACUCGAGAAACAUAAGCCAAACUUCUCCACCCAUGAGCGUUGGCCAGCCUGAGCCCACCGAACCGAAGUCUGCCGUAUCGGCUAGUAUGGGCUCUCGAGCUCCCCGUCUCCCUUCUGCGUACUAUCCAUCGCCAUUUCAGAAACAUUAUGAUCAAUUAGAACAAGAAUAUGAUGCGCAAGCGGACAUGAUUGAUGACGAGCACGAAUCAUCUGUCGGUACUUCAUCUUUCGUACCCGGGUACAACCCCUCAAGCUCAGUCUCGAAUGCUUCUCACCCCAUGAACCCUCAUGGUAUGAAUCCAUACAACCACUCUUCUGGGGAAGCUGUCAACGGGGCAUACGGCAAUACGAGCGCCAUGAUGGGAAACUAUGAGCCGAUGCUAGACGCCGAUCCAUUUGGACUGAGCGCCAGUAUGCACUUUCAGACCCCGUUCAGCUACGAGCAAAAUAAUGCACGUCAAUGA
Aspergillus nidulans FGSC A4 is the source of this 1823-nucleotide messenger RNA. RefSeq names its product protein meaB. Gene Ontology annotation, molecular function: transcription cis-regulatory region binding; DNA-binding transcription factor activity. NCBI's taxonomy places the organism in Eukaryota, Fungi, Ascomycota, Eurotiomycetes, Eurotiales, Aspergillaceae. The coding region runs from base 621 to 1823 and encodes 400 amino acids. Gene Ontology annotation, biological process: regulation of DNA-templated transcription; positive regulation of transcription by RNA polymerase II. The record is from RefSeq and is a predicted model, not a curated record. Gene Ontology annotation, cellular component: nucleus. The transcript has 4 exons.